CCGUGCGGGGGGAAAGCCUGACAAAACCCCCAGCGUGCGCGCGGGCGGGCGUGCAUGCGUAAACGCGCACGCGUUUCAAGGAAAACGCCAGUGGGCGGAGUCUUGCUCUCCAAGUCCUCUCUAGUCCGCUGCGACACGCCGCUCGCUGACUUCACUCGGAACCGGAGACACCAGCUGAACAUCCCACCAUGGCCACCACCACCACGUGCACGCGCUUCACCGACGAGUACCAGUUGUACGAGGAGCUGGGCAAGGGAGCCUUUUCAGUGGUGCGCCGCUGCGUCAAAGUGUGCUCGGGGCAAGAAUAUGCCGCCAAGAUCAUCAACACCAAGAAACUGUCAGCCAGAGAUCACCAGAAGUUGGAGCGGGAGGCUCGCAUCUGCCGGCUGCUCAAACACUCCAACAUUGUGCGUCUCCAUGACAGCAUCUCGGAGGAGGGCUUCCACUACCUCCUUUUUGAUCUGGUGACAGGGGGUGAGCUCUUUGAGGACAUCGUGGCAAGGGAGUACUACAGUGAAGCAGACGCCAGCCAUUGCAUCCAGCAGAUCCUGGAGGCGGUGCUUCACUGCCAUCAGAUGGGUGUGGUCCACCGAGACCUCAAGCCCGAGAAUCUUCUGCUAGCCAGCAAGUGUAAGAACGCUGCUGUGAAGCUUGCCGACUUCGGCCUGGCCAUCGAGGUCCAAGGAGACCAGCAGGCAUGGUUCGGCUUUGCGGGGACGCCUGGUUAUUUGUCUCCGGAGGUCCUGAGGAAGGAAGCGUACGGGAAACCGGUGGACAUCUGGGCGUGUGGCGUGAUCCUGUACAUCCUCCUGGUGGGUUACCCUCCUUUCUGGGACGAAGACCAGCACAAACUCUACCAGCAGAUCAAAGCAGGAGCCUAUGAUUUCCCGUCUCCGGAAUGGGACACGGUGACGCCCGAAGCCAAAAAUCUGAUCAACCAGAUGUUGACCAUCAAUCCGGCCAAGAGGAUCACUGCCCAGGAGGCCCUCAAGCACCCGUGGGUCUGCCAACGGUCCACGGUGGCGUCCAUGAUGCACCGGCAGGAGACGGUGGAAUGCUUGAAGAAGUUCAACGCCAGGAGGAAGCUGAAGGGCGCCAUCUUGACCACCAUGCUUGUCUCCAGGAACUUCUCGGUUGGCCGUCAGACCACGGCUCCGGCGUCGGUUAGCAACCUGCCAGCAAGUGGCGCCGGCAUCGUAGAACAAGCCAAGAGCCUCCUCAACAAGAAGGCCGACGCCAAGAGCAACAGCAGCAGCAGCAGCAGGAACAACAACAACACAAACAAAGUCACCAACUCGGUUACAUCUGCUGCACUGGAGCCUCAGACUACCGUAAUCCAUAAUCCGGUAGAUGGGAUCAAGGAAUCGUCAGACAGCAGUAACACAACAAUCGAAGAUGAAGAUGUGAAAGGUGAGAGAUGCUAUGCUAACCGCUACAUCAAAAAUGCAAAAAUGAUAUAAUCAUUCAAGUAAUUACCCAUAUGUCAUUUAGUUGUUUUUUUUCCUCAUGA
This is a messenger RNA of Hippocampus comes (tiger tail seahorse), 1510 nucleotides long. RefSeq names its product calcium/calmodulin-dependent protein kinase (CaM kinase) II beta 2 (gene camk2b2). The record is from RefSeq and is a predicted model, not a curated record. Gene Ontology annotation, biological process: protein phosphorylation. Gene Ontology annotation, molecular function: protein kinase activity; ATP binding. The coding region runs from base 189 to 1460 and encodes 423 amino acids. The transcript has 19 exons. NCBI's taxonomy places the organism in Eukaryota, Metazoa, Chordata, Actinopteri, Syngnathiformes, Syngnathidae.